This is a messenger RNA of Daldinia loculata, 1664 nucleotides long. RefSeq lists its product as uncharacterized. Gene Ontology annotation, cellular component: TRAPPIII protein complex. The transcript is spliced from 2 exons. Lineage: Eukaryota; Fungi; Ascomycota; Sordariomycetes; Xylariales; Hypoxylaceae. The record is from RefSeq and is a predicted model, not a curated record. Bases 221 to 1369 code for a protein of 382 amino acids.
UUCAGUGGAGCAUAAGCUUGAUAUUAGGUAGUUAUACAGCUUAUCGAUAAGACCAUGUACGUCAGUUUAUCUAGACCGUCGAAGAGUCGCAACACUCCAUUAACUCUACUAGCUUAAUUCCAUGGCCAUGUGAAUGAUUCAUGCUCAAGCUCAGGGGUAUAUCCGGGUUCAUUUAGGGGCCAUUUAUGUAUGAAUCUCUCCCCUUAAUACUUCUUACACAAUGAGUCACCAACGCUACCCAUCGAUAGAUCCCAAGGAACCUCAUUCCGUCUCCUUGAAGGUCCUCAGACUAUCUAGGCCAUCCCUCGUAGUCCAACAUCCUCUACCAACACCUAUCUCCCUACCUGCAUCAGCCCAGCAGGAACCUCCGAUCCCCGCCUCCCUCGCCUACAGCACAAACGGCGAUACGAAUCCAGACCCAUUCCUCCUCGCGCCGAUCUUACAGUUACCACCAUCUUUCGGCUCCGCAUACGUCGGCGAGACAUUCAGCUGCACGCUCUGCGCCAACCACGAUGUCCCGCUCCCAGGCGAACUCCCCGCAGCCGCGGCACCACCACCCGGACCCAACUUAGCCCCCAUGAGCCCACUGAACCCGCCCAAGCGCAAAUUCACCCGCGACGUGCGCAUCGAGGCCGAGAUGAAAACGCCCGGGUCCAGCGCCGCGCUGAAAUUGCCUCUGCUAGGUGCCGACGGCGUCGUCGUCGACAGUAACGCCGACGCCGAGGACGGCAAGGGUCAUAGUCAUAGUCAUGGUAAUAAAGGCACAGAUCUCGAGCCCGGCGACACGCUCCAGCGCAUCGUCAACUUCGACCUCAAGGAAGAGGGGAACCACGUGCUCGCCGUGACGGUGAGUUACUACGAAGCGACGGAAACCUCGGGGCGCACGCGCACCUUCCGCAAGCUGUACCAGUUCAUAUGUAAGGGGUCGCUGAUCGUGCGCACCAAAGUCGGGGCGUUGGUGGCGCCGCCGCCGCCGCCGUCGCAGUCGGAUGUGCAGGAGAAGAAGAAGAAGAAGAAGAAGGGGCGGGAUAGGAGGAAAUGGGUGAUGGAGGCGCAGCUUGAGAACUGCAGCGAGGACGUCAUGCAGCUGUCCCGCGUGGGCUUGGACUUGGAGCCCGGGCUACGGUACCAGGAUUGUAAUUGGGACGUUGCGGGUAGUGGGGGAGGGAAGCCGGUGCUGCAUCCGGGGGAGGUCGAGCAGUGCUGCUUUGUGGUGGUGGAGGAGGAGCCGGGGCCGGACGGGACGAAGUUGGAGGUUGAUGAGGAUGGGAGGAUAGUGUUUGGGGUGUUGGGGAUAAGCUGGCGGAGCGAGAUGGGGAAUAAGGGGUUCUUGUCUACGGGGAAGUUGGGCACGAGGAUUGUCAAGUGAGCGGGUUGGCUGGCUGGCUGGCUGGUCGAUGAAGUAACGAUGGCGACGGGAUAUGUGAACGGACUUGCUGCAAGUGUAGCCUCUGGUGGUCACGGCGAAGAGGGACUACGAUAUUUGGCCGCAACGACCCGUGGGCUAUAGUAUUCGUAUCACUACAUAUAUAGGACACGACUAGUUAUCAGGGCGACGUCUACGCGGUUUACGAAGUAUGAAACUUGUGGGUUGAACUACAUCGGGAUCACGACAUAUUUGUGGCAGGACAAUGCAGGAUAAGCGUGUCAUCGCCAUUCUACCA